Molecule: messenger RNA, 1163 nt
Organism: Cylicocyclus nassatus
Lineage: Eukaryota; Metazoa; Nematoda; Chromadorea; Rhabditida; Strongylidae
Source: the annotation of a GenBank genome assembly
GUUCCUUCUUUAGCUCACCACGAGCAUUCGUAAAUCAAGUCUCACAAGUAAUAUCACUGCUGAACCACAUAAGGGACACAAAUCAGCGAUUUUGUAUAUCUUCAGUGAGAGGAACAAAAGAUGACUGCUGAACAGUCGACUGCUGCAUCGACGACUACGCCGACUACAAAACGCAAAUCGAAAAGAUCGUCUAUAUUCAUUACUUCACGAAAAAAGAAGAGGCGUGAAAAGGAGUAUGAAGUGGAGUCGAUUGUCUCACACACUGUCGUUGAUGGAGUGGUGGUAUACAAUGUCAGCUGGGUAGGAUACCCUGGCGAGAUUACUGAAUUAUUAGAGGAGGAUCUUGAGAACUGUGGUGAAUUGUUGCAAGCUUACAAGGACAAGGUGGGUCCAUGUCCAGAAUUCGAACAAAAGCCUGUAACGUCCAAUGGUGCUGACGAAAACACGGACAACAAUAUACGCAGCGAGUUGGACGAUAUAAUCGAUGGUGUGGCAAGCAAUUCACUUCCCAAAGCAAAACGAAAGAAUGAGGGCGUCGAGACAACAGGUUUUGCUGUUACUUCCAAUGAGAAGAAAGUGAAUGGCGACGGGGGACAUCCUCCUAAGCGUAACCGGAAAGCCAAGCAACGGCAAAUUGCGCCAGAUGCUGACUUGGGCUACAACAACGGUUGCAUUGUUGAGGAGUAUAAAGGUUUCUCGACUAAGUAUACUGAACCUGUUGUUCUGGUGACUUAUAAGAAACCACUGCCCAGCGGUUUUGAAAACAGGCAAGACGAAAUUGUCCCUAUUCGAGUUAUUGCUGAGAAAGAUCCACAGAGGCUGAUUUCGCAUCUGGUUGAACUGCUGUCAAGUGGUCGCACUAAUGCAGCGCAUUAGUUAUGAUGAUACCUCACUGUCCGUUCGGUUCGUUGCUAUCCUGUGCAUAUGGUGCUCCUACUCGAUUGUUAUUUUUUCCAAUCGAAGUUGUAAAAUAUCAUGUAUUCUGAAUCCAUUUUGAUCUCAUCUACGUAGCUGUUAAUUCUGUUUGAGAUUUAGUAGUCAUUUUUCACCUUUAGAUAUAAGUAUUUGAAGCUAUCUUUGUUGAUGUAAUACUGCUUUUGAUUCAUUGAUUGUACAUCCACCGUUGAGACUACUGGGAUAUCAAACCUUUGAUUAUGAUAAAC